This is a messenger RNA of Cavia porcellus (domestic guinea pig), 1626 nucleotides long. RefSeq names its product 2-oxoglutarate and iron dependent oxygenase domain containing 3 (gene Ogfod3). The record is from RefSeq and is a predicted model, not a curated record. NCBI's taxonomy places the organism in Eukaryota, Metazoa, Chordata, Mammalia, Rodentia, Caviidae. The transcript is spliced from 8 exons. Gene Ontology annotation, cellular component: membrane. Gene Ontology annotation, molecular function: oxidoreductase activity, acting on paired donors, with incorporation or reduction of molecular oxygen; L-ascorbic acid binding; iron ion binding. The coding region runs from base 109 to 1308 and encodes 399 amino acids.
GCGUCGCUCCCGAGUUCCCGCACGGAUCCUGCCUUGUUCCCAGUCGCGGCGCUUGUUCCGCACUCGGCGGCUCCCGCUCCCCGCCCGACUCUGCAGCAGCUCGGCUGGAUGGCGCCUCAGCGGAGGGGCCCACUCAGAACGGCCGAGGGCAGCGGGGCGACCGAGCGGCGACGCCCGAGCAGCACCAAGAAGGCCCGGGAGUUGAGGGACACACGGAGGGCAUGGCUGAAGACCCUGGGCCUUGGGGCCAGCAUCACACUUGCCUUGAUUCUGAUCUGGAUCAGCCUGGGGGCCGAUGAUGGUGUUGCUGAGGUACUGGCACGCAGAGGCGAGGUCCUGGAGGGCAAGUUCAUUGAAGUGCCCUGCUCUGAGGACUAUGAUGGCCACCGAAGAUUUGAAGGCUGCACGCCCAGAAAGUGUGGCCGCGGUGUCACUGAUGUUGUCAUCUCCAGGGAGGAAGCAGAACACAUUCGCAGAGUGGCGGAGAAGGGGCUCUCCCUGGGCGGAUCUGAUGGAGGGGCGUCCAUCCUGGACUUGCACUCAGGGGCCCUGUCCGUUGGGAAGCACUUUGUGAACCUGUACAGGUACUUUGGGGAUAAAAUACACACUGUCUUCUCUGAAGAGGACUUCCAAUUGUACCGGGAUGUGCGACGGAAGGUCCAGCUCGCAAUCGCAGAGGCGUUUGGCAUCAGCUCGUCCUUGCUGUACCUGACCAAGCCCACAUUCUUCUCGCGCAUAAACAGCACGGAGGCACAGACGGCCCAUGACGAGUACUGGCAUGCACACGUGGACAAGGUCGGGUUUCCUUCUUCACUUCGGGGUCCGAGAACCUGCACCGGGUGGAAAAGGUCCGCUGGGGCACCCGCUAUGCCAUCACCAUUGCCUUCACCUGUAACCCCGACCAUGGCAUUGAGGACCCGACUUUCACGUAGCCCAGGGGCCAAAUUCCUGCCCGCACCUGGCCCACCUCCCACGGGGAAGCAGCCACGUCGAGGCCUGGACAGUGCUGCCUGUGCCUGCCCCAUCUUCCUAGCUCCUGUUUCCAUCGAAGAGUGCCUUAUCUUACUUUGCUGGUGUUUCAAUCUUUUAUCUCUGAGUAAAUCAAGGGAGCCGCUUUCCACCUCACUGGCAUGUGCACUUGUUCUGGGAGCUGCUCACGAUGGGCACCGGCCCCUCCAUCCCCAAGGGAGCCAUCCUGGACCUGUGAAAAGACUCCUGACUGAGCAGAGAGCAAGGAAAUCCACCCUGGCGCAUCAGAGACAGGCCCAGUGGGCAGAUGGCAUGGGGACUGUGAGAACCCAGGAAUAAACGCAAGAGCAGAACUGACUGCUGUUUGGAGGACCUUCUGGAGAGCAGUGGCUUCCGGAGAGCAGGAUGGAGGUGGCAGUGCAGGCCUGUUACCUGCAGGCCUCUGCUUUUGCACCUGGGAAUUACCCUGGUGCCACCAAUUCAUUUUGCUGGGCCCUGCCUGUCACUCCCAGAGCCCCACCUGUCCAGGUCCCUACAUGUCCAGCCACUAAAGAGACUGCUGGUGUCCAUAUCCCCGGAUGCUUGGUGCAGCUCUGUCUGCUCAUUCCAUUUGUCCUGAUGUUGCCUUUGCCUUUCACAUUAAAGCAGCAGUCAGGA